Messenger RNA from Daphnia pulex (common water flea), 18955 nucleotides. It is a transcript of the gene Pex1, whose product is annotated as peroxisome biogenesis factor 1-like. Lineage: Eukaryota; Metazoa; Arthropoda; Branchiopoda; Diplostraca; Daphniidae. Gene Ontology annotation, molecular function: ATP binding; ATP hydrolysis activity. Gene Ontology annotation, biological process: protein import into peroxisome matrix. Gene Ontology annotation, cellular component: peroxisome; peroxisomal membrane; cytosol. The coding region runs from base 50 to 3046 and encodes 998 amino acids. The record is from RefSeq and is a predicted model, not a curated record. The transcript has 24 exons.
AACAGCUGAUCGUCUGUUCAAAGUUCGAAAUUGUUUAGGCGGGCCUAACAUGUGGAUUGCUACUUUGUCCACCGAUUCUAGAAAAACGUGUUUCGUUACAGUCCCUCAAAAAUGGGGAGUCAACUUCAAUCAGAUGGUUACAAUAAAAAUUCAGCAGUCCAAUAUUUCUGCUCCUCCUGUGUAUGCUACUUGCAUAGGUGAAAAUGGUCUUCCAGGAGAUGAAAAUGUGGUGAUAGGUACUCAAUUUGCCAGAUUGAAUGGUUUGGUUACUGAUGUGGAAACAGCAUUUGAAAUUUUUCCGAAGAAUGUUCCAAUAUUAUCUUCAGUCAUAGCGGAGCCAUGUUUGGAGGAGGAUUGGGAAUUACUAGAGCUGAACAUUGAACAAAUCCAAUCUGAGCUCUUGAAUAAAAUUCGUGUUGUUUGGGUUGGAGCAAAAGUUCCCAUAUGGCUGAGUGAUUUUGUUAGUCUUUCUAUAGAAAUAAUUGAACUUGAUCCUAAGGAAACUACUGGAUUAUUGGCUACAGACACUGAAAUCCAUGUGUGCCCUCCUAAACCUAAACCCUAUGUAGGCCCAGUGGUGGACAACCAAAUAUCUCCUUUGAAGUCAAUCCUCUCACAUCUUCUGAACCAUCAUUUCCCAAAAACACCAGAAAAAUGUGCUAGUACUGUUCUAGAACUGCGAGUGCUACCAGUUGAAGAAAAAGAAACUUUUCACAAAUUAGCACUUGAAAACAAUGCUAAUAUUGUUUUACAACCUUAUCAAGCAUUUUUGUCUAAAACCCACGAAUCCACUCUUGACAAGACGCAAGACUGUAUUGGCAGCAUUCAAAAUAACGAACGCACUUCAUAUUUUAACAUCCAUUUCGUUGGAAGCAGUCAUAACUGGCCCAUUUAUCCCAACGCCAUUUACCUUUCAGAAAUAGUUAUUCGCCAAUUAAAUUUAAACUUGAAGCAGCGUGUGCAAGUAGUCGUUCAAACAGACGAUCUCCCUAACCGAUGCGAAAAUAUCAGCUUUUACACAUUUGUCCAGGAUUAUGAUUUAAAAGAACUUGAAAAGGAUGUUAAAAUGUGGAUGUUGUCAGUAACUAAAGACAAAGUGAAUCUUGUUAUUAACCAUGGUCAACAUUUGGACAUUCCUUGUAUCGUGAAGGGAAAAACUAAUCGCAUAUUCACUGGAAUUCAAUCAAAAAGCCCCAAUCCUAGAUUUUGCCGCGUUGACGAAACGGCUCUAACCAAGAUUCUUGAGAAGCUCAAGGUUAUACGCAUCCGAAUACAAAAUGCGCCUCAGUAUCUACAGCUGCUAGAAAACGAUCCCGUUAGAACAGCGAAAUCUGAAGUUCCAUUGGGAGGAGUUACCAAUCUACUCGAAAAAGCUACCAACUUCUUGAAAAGCGGAUUGGGACUUAUUAACAACAGUUUAUGCAGUUCUUGUACCGGAUGCCGUCAUGGAAAUUUGCUUCUGACGGGACCACGAGGAUCGGGAAGAACUAGCAUCGCACGCAAUCUUUGCAACCAAUUAGAAAGCCAGCCAUUUUAUGUUCAUACCGUUUUUAUCGACUGUGCUUCACUAAAAGGUAAGCGAGCAGAAACACUUCAACGUGACUGGGAAGUAAUGUUUCGACAACUAAUCGAUCGGGAACCUUCACUGCUGGUGUUGGAUGAUCUUGAUCUGUUAGUGAGUGCACCACAAAACGACCAAGAUGAAACACUCAACGGAGAAGCAUGGUAUUACAAGAGAAUUUCAGCUUUGAUCAUUGAACUUGUUAAGAGCACUCCAUUCCUAAAUCAAGUAAUGAUCAUUGCUACAGCCAUAAACGGUAAAUCACUGCAUCCUAGGCUUUAUAACUACGAAUCGAGUCAUUUGUUUACAUGCGAAUUAAUAAUCCCUCCCCUCACUAAUGAUAUGAGAUUAGAAAUGGUUCGAAAACUGUUGGAAACUGAUGGUUUGAAUGUUGAGGAAGAUAUCAACCUCACUUCUAUAACCUCUAAAAUGGAUGGAUACGUUGCUACUGAUGUCCGUCAUCUAAUAGAUAAAGCGACGCAUCUCGCUGCUUCUGAAGCAGGUUCUCUUAAAGAGAUUUUGGUGAAAGCCAAACACUUCGAACUUGCUGUGGAAGAUCACGUUCCGAUCGGGUUGCAUGGCAUUGAUUUGAAGCCUUCGGUUGACAACCGUAUCGCCUGGAGUGAUGUCGGGGGGCUCACUCAUGCGAAAAAGAUAAUAGUAGAAACCCUCAAAUGGCCAACUCAAUAUCCAGAGUUAUUCGCCCAUUGCCCCCUUAGACUGAGAUCGGCCCUUCUACUCUAUGGGGCCCCUGGAACUGGCAAAACAAUGUUGGCUCGCGCUGUGGCUACCGAAUGCCAAGUCAACUUUAUUAGUAUUAAGGGCCCGGAAUUGCUGUCCAAGUAUAUAGGAGCUAGCGAAGAAUCCGUCCGAGAGACAUUCCGACGAGCCAGGAGCGCCAAGCCCUGUAUCCUAUUUUUUGAUGAGUUCGACAGUCUUGCUCCCAGGCGGGGUCAUGACAGCACAGGUGUCACGGAUCGGGUUGUCAAUCAGAUGCUCACAGAAUUGGACGGGGUGGAGGGCCAAGAAGCAGGUUUAUGGGUGCUGGCAGCCACAUCUAGACCCGACUUGAUUGACCCUGCCCUUCUCCGUCCGGGCCGUUUCGACGUCUCGGUCCGUUGCCCUCUACCGGACAAGGAUGAAAGGUUAGACAUCUUGAAGGCGCUCAGUUCUAGACUUCAUCUCCUUGACGACGUCCGAUUGGAUGAAAUUGCGUUCGAGACGGAAUAUUAUUCGGGCGCAGACCUGCAGGCGGUCCUAUACACUGCCCAGUUAAAAGCUGUACAUCAGCGGACUCAAGGCGACAACAACAAACCUUCUCCAAUUCAUAUCACUCAUCAGUUGCUGGUGGAUGCGCUGCGGGAGACUCGGCCAUCGGUCACGGUUUCGGAGCGGCAGCGCUACGAUCGAAUCUACGAGAACUUUGACUCCGGACACAGCGAUAACAACGAGCAGCCAGGUCCCGCACGGGUCACCCUGGCAUGAAAAGGAAAGAAAGAAGACCGGGAGGGGGAAGAAGACGGCAAUCUGCAUUAUUCGUCUUCUACUAGCGACGUGGAUCAACUUCACUCACACAAGAAAAUGACGGGUAAUGGCCGUCUGUACUCGCCAGGUGAUGGGUAGGUUCCGGUAGGCGGGGCGUAUUGCGAUAACGAUAGGGGAACGAUGCCCGAAAGGGCCACCGCCGCUGCCGCUCCAUUGGCUACUGAAUUACUUGCCGCCUGUCCGGCCGCGGCCGCCGCAGCCGCUUGACUGUAGUAGCUGGCCAAAGCCGUUGGGUUGGAGAAUGGAGAGCUGGAUGAGUGGAUGCCGGAUGGCGAAGAUCCAUCGGAACGUUCACCUUUGACGGUGGCUGAGCCGUCCAUCGAUCCGUUGCCGCCAGAGCCUUCGGAGUUGCUGCUGCUGUUGUGCUGGUCAUGCUGGGCACCCUUGCUUUCUCCGUAAAUCGACUUGGCUGCAGCGUCCAUAUAGGCCCGUUGGACUUCGGCGGCGUAGUUCUUGGAAUCCAUGUACAGCUUGGCCGUCUCCAGUUGGUGCCGUCGCUGGCUUUGCCUCCGCUCAGCUCUGGCAAAAAGGUCAAAUUCUUCUGGGAACCUCCCUCAUUGCUGCUUCCGCUCGUGUUGAAUCCUUUACCGGACGAUUCCAGGUACUUGGCGGCAGCCGCAGCUGUCACAGGAUCCACCGAUCCUGCGCUGUGGCCGUAAAGGUGCUGAUGGCCAGCCAUGUAACCGGCAGCGGCGCGAUAUUUCUCUGCUUCAGCCGAGUAGCGAUCCAGCGAUGAACCAACCUAAACGAUUUUGGACCUUGUCGAUUUCUUCCAACCGAACAGGACGCCGCCGUCGUUAAUUUCUCUCAACCGUGUCUUUUCUCCACUUUUCUUUACACCUUUAAACUUCUCGUCUGACCUGAGAGACAUGGACCCCAGAACCCCCGCUAGUAACAACUCACCCGGAAUGGAUGUCACAAGUGAACUGUACGUGAAUUCUGAACAAAUUGAUGGCCGCUGUGACUAUUUUCUACUGGUGCUGUUUGAGAUGGGUGCCUGACGGGACGUGUUCCAGUUGACUGAUCCAUUUCGUUUUCGCAGGGUCCUCUGUGUACGACUGGUGAAUGAAGGGAGCGUCGAGGUGAGAGGUCAUUGCCACUGAUGCCUAUUGUCCGUCAUUUUAAACACCAUCUAUCGAAAAAAAGGGAAGAAAAAGCCAAUGGUAUUUCUUUCUAAUUCUUCUUCUCCGCUUCAGUGUCCCUCUCGUUCAAUGCGUGUACACAAUCGAAGAAUAUAAGAAAAGGGAGUCUAUCCCGGCUCCGGUUUGUCUGGCAAAACGACACGGUUUUUUUUUUUUUACUCCUUCUUCCAGUCGCCCAAAAAAAUCAGGUACAACACACACGCACAAUGGGGUCCAGGGCAUUGGGGCCAGGAGCAACAGGAGCUAUGCCUCAGUUGAGAUGAACCGAGUUUGGGGAGGAUUGAGGGACGGACCAUAGUACCGUAAGUCAGUAGUAGUAAGGGACUGUGAGCUCUUCGGUUUGUAUGGGCGAGUAUAGUUGGCGUACAUUCACUGUACGAUGGUGUCGCUUCAUUGAAGCCGUUUCCAGAGUGAAUGUCCUCUCUCUCUCCCCUCUCUUGCACUGUCGCUCAGUGAAAAACCGCGCCCUUGUCCUGUCCAGGAGACACGUACAAUUGUAACAGAGAGAAAGCCAGAUAGGAAAAAAAAGAAGAGAGAACACAGUAUAUUUACUACGUAGUUGUAGUGAAUCACCACCGCCACAGUCAGUUUUUUUUUCUUCUUUCCUCUUUCGUGUGACGGCAAUUGUAUCAUAAAUUUCUUUCUUUGCAUUAUAUUAGUCCCCUUCUUCCUCUUGUUACUCUUGUUUGAUACCUUCCCGUUUCUGUGAAUGAGACUGUCUCUAGUUUCCCUCGACAUUUGGAGGGAGAAAAAGAACUUGUACCUGCAACUCUGCAUUUCCCUAUUUGUUUUCUUUCCUUUGCAGUCGUGUAUGCAAUGUCCUAACUGAUUUGAUUCCCGACGGCCCCCAACCUAUUAUCCCAUCGCUACAGACCAGUCCGUAUUUUGUAGUGUGAGAGAGUAUCCGGGGUCAGACGUCUGGUGAUAUAUCCACAAACUGUACAUACACGGGGCGCUUUUGUGUGUAUCCGCCCCCUCACCAGACAGUCGGAUGUGUGCACAGUAUGCUACAUACACACAUUCACCCAAUAGUGUACGCUGAAAAAGAAUCGCUAUCUAUAAGCUUCUUUUUCGGGCUACAGACGAUUUUGUUUGCUUUCUCGCUGUUUUUUCACAAAUGUUUUCUUCUCUUUAUUGGAGGCUCGCUAUUGAAUUUCAUCGUCUGAUCUCAAUAAUAAAAAAACGAAUGCCCAAAAUGCUAUUAUUUCGGAUCGGUAAAGGUUAUAUAGAGACUCCCAUCGGAGAAUCACUCCUAUAAACGCACCAAUAGCCUAUGGAAUGAAUGACACUGGGAUGGCUAAACAAAAUUCUUCGACGUCUGAGGUUUUUGAAACUUUUUUCCUAGUAUUAACUGGAAAUAGUUUAGGCGGAUGCCAGAGUUGAUCGUGUCGUAAAUGGAAGAAAGGUCAAAGACGCUUAUUUUUUUUUUUCUUUUCUCCUUUUGUUGUCGCAAAGUUGUCUGUCGUUCCCUUCUUUUGAUUCUUUUCUUCCCAUUUCGGAGAAGAAGACGACGCUGUCAGAUGCAAAUGCUUUGCACGUGGGAGGUUUUUCUCUCUCUCUCUCUCAAAUCGCUGUUGUCGUCGUCGACGUCUCUAUAGAUUGAAAAGAAGUGGAGCGUAUAUGUCGUCCGCUCUUCUGUCCGUCGAUCUCUGCCCGUCUCUAUCUUCUUCUUCUUCUUCUUGGAUACAACAAGAGACAGCCUCAAACAUCACAUAGCGCCGCGUUUGAAUGCCGAUGUCGCCGGGAGUUGAUUGAUUUCGGAGCGCGUGCACAUUGAAAAGCGCCUCCUCUUUUCCUCCCCUCUUGAAACUCGGCUCUUAAAAAAGCGAUCCCCUUAUAUAGGAUGUUCGUAUAUUUACUAUUUAGAUGUGCAUACGUCUACCAUACACUCUGUGCUGAUAUUUGGAUUAGGAGACUCGGCGUUGCCUGUUCGAAAAAAAAAAUGCUGGCAGGACGAGAGGCUCGAAGUUGCGCCGCUUGGUGGCCGUAUAUAAGUUUCUCGGUUAGGAUAGGAAUCCAUCACGUCCGUUUCUUUUCAAUGGAAGGACCCCAGCGUGCCAUACCACCACAGAGCUGAUGUGAUGGCUCUAUCAAGAUUCCGCUCUUUUCCUGAAUGUUUGUCUCGUUCCUUUUUCCAUUUUCCCCGAUUCUCAGUUCCAAAUCAAAAUCCUGGUCGAUUCCCAUAUACGUCGUUCGCAAGAAUAUGAGUCUGGCCUCAAGUUUAGACUUUGUACGUAUCACAAGAAAACGAUCAUCCGCCCUGUUAUUCUUUUGAUAUCUAUACGUACACACGACUCGCAAUGCCUUUAAUGAGCCUCUUAUUCGUGCUGGUGGUAUCGAAAGAUACUCAAAUUCCGUUUAGUCUGGGCGCGGUGGUUUCAACAAUUGCGAAUUUUGUUCCAUUCAAGAGCCACGCCCGGCUGUAUUGGUGGUUUUUUGAAUGUCCGAGUUCUAUUUGAAAAAAAAAUCUAUUAUCGUGUAAAUGACGGGACGACUCCCAGAGGCGCAUUCCAAUCCAGCAGGGAAUCCAGGUGAUGGUGCAGAAUCUCUGACGACAUGAAAUGACACUUCAAAAAGAAAUGAUCAACUAGAACAUCUUGUGCCGAACGCAUCUGUCGCCAGAGAAAUCCGAUUUAGAUUGUAAGAAAAUCGUAAAGAAAAUGAAUUCUUUUUUUCACGUUUCUCAGAUCCUAUUGGGUUGACCUCGUCGUCCGGGGGUGAGAGUUUUCAUUCAUUGAUUUUUCUUCCCCUGACUUGUAGCGCUUUCUUUAUCUAAUAUAAGAACGAUUGAUGAUGGAAAAAAUAAAGCCGACUAUUCCGACUCAUGUGGCCCAAGUCUUGUUCGUGGGCUUCUGCCGCUUCUGUUGGCUCGAUGAGAAGGAGGUGACUCGGCAUAUUAAUAGUUGCCGGAUGAUGGCUGACGCUCGGUCUCCUGCUGCUGUCUCAUCCCGAUGGCCCCCCAACAACCACCAGGCAGCAACAGAGGCUAAUGAUCAACAGAAGAGAGAGGGGCGGCCUUCGUUUUUGUUGUUGUUGUCGUCGUCGUCGUCAUUCCUUCUUCCUAUUUUCCUAUAUUUUUUUGUAUGUGAGGAAAGGCCUCAUGCCGGGAUUGUGUGUCCGCAGUUGCUAUAACGUGCCCAUCACGAGGGAAUGAGGUGGUGUCCUAGGUGAGUUUUCCAGGGGAUGAAACAUUCGGGGUGGCCGAGACAGCAGAGACGAGGGAUCGACGUCAUAAGGAGCCUCGUAUUAUUCCAUGUGUGGGUGACACAUAGUGCUAUCUCUACACACUUUGCUUUUGAGCUUUUGAAAUCGACACGACCGCUCUGGCACACACACACACACACACACACACAGACACGGUUGUUUCUUCUCCUUUUAUUCCUUGGCCUAUUGUGUGUAAACGCCAAAGUCCUCGCUCCUAUUUCCUCUCUCUACACAAUUUUGUUUUUCUCACACGGUGCCAGGAUGAAACGCAACAAAAGAUUCCGUCAUUGCACGUAUAACCUUUCCGUCCCCCCCCCUUCUCACCUUUUCUCUUUUGCUCCGCUAUUAAUAUGUUAUUUAUUUAUUUGCGUCGGCUACAUACAAUCUCAAUCCGACGCUCGAUGCUAUUGUUGCGCCGAGGGAAACACAUUCGCUCGCCCCCAGGGUUUUCUUUUUCUUUUGUGUGACAUUGGCAAAGCCAUUUAAAUGUUAUUGACAGUGUUUGACAUACAAAUCAAACGAUAGAAUUCAACCAAGGUCCCCCUUGUAAAUCCAAUUCCCGAUUUUCUAUAUCGAUUAAUGAGGCUGAGUUUGUAGUCGAUUGUGUUCCUUCUUUACCGCAGUUGCGCAAUUUAUUAUUACAUCAUUCCGUUACUAGCGAUUCUUGAACAGUCGAAUGUCCUAAAAUAAAAAUCUUUUUUGUAGUUUAAUUCCUCUUGAGUUUUGUUGCUUGAUAAGCUGGUUAUUGUGACGCAAUGGGGCUUGUUGCAUUCGUCCUACGUUCUGUUGAAGAUUAUGAUGGGCGACGAGUCUUAAUGACAAACAUGUUUGCUGUAUUGCCCAACUUUGUUUAUCCUCUUUUGUAGUUAGGGAAACUAUGGAGCGCGUUCGAUGGUACUGUUCUGGUGGGAAAAUGUUGCACGCGGUGCACCUUUUCACCUGAGAAUGAGAGAGUGGGCAAACCCCUAUAAAUGAGGCUGGCUGGCUGGCUGCCUCUCUGUACAUUCUCAUUCUUGACCGAGAUGAGCUAGUUGGAACGCCAUGUGUUCCGACAAUCUAUUCAUUGAUGCAAUAGCGGAUGGUAUUGGAUUGGAACAGUAUAAAACAUCUCUAACGUGAUUUGGAGUGCGAGUUAGCGAGAACGAGCCAGCCGAACAUCCGUUGCAUCGUCCAUCCAUCCGCCUGCCCACCCACUUUCCUUCCUUCCUGGUAUCCAUUGAAAAAAGGAGAGGAUUACAUCCCCCGAAAGCUUCCCGGACAUCAUGUGCACAUGAAUAGCGGGGGAAUCGUAGCGUUGCAGCUCUCUUCCGAUUUUAGGGGGCGACUGGUGGAUGGAAUUUUCAGAUCUGCGAUGCACGUGCUGCUGGAUACUGGCCAUAAGGUGCCGCAUAAGUACCGUUUCCCAUAAUCCUCUCUACCCUCCAUCCUUUUUUUGAUGUGUUUCCACCCAGGUGAUAUGUUCCAUUGAUAAUGGUUCCAGCUAUUUUGCAGAUUCCACACAGAUUCGUACAAACAUUUGAAAUCUUUUUAUUUUUCGAUUGAAAAAUCGAAAAGGAGAUGGAAAAGAAAUGAUAAGUGGAAAAUGUGGUGUACGCGGGGCCGAUGUUCAAUAUAAUCUGACUUCUUCUUCUUCUUCUUCUCUCCUUGUCGAUUUGUCGGCACCAUUGUAUUUGAGCAGCGCAGGAAUAUCUCGCUUGCUCUCCCACAGGGCGUGAUUGACGUCCGAAAAUCCUCUUGACUCUUGACUGUCAUCUCCGCCCUCUUUCUUAUCAUCGCCUCUCGCGCAGCAUUCGGUGCGAAAUGAAAGAACAAGAACAAGGAGAACAUGAAGAGAUAUAUCCUCACGAUAGCAGCAAGCAAGGGACGGACUAUGCAUAGUACCGGUCUACUUAUCUUUUUUCUUUUACACUUUUUUGGGGGGGCUCUAGCGCAUGUAUACCUUAGAGAGAGAGAUUUCCGAGCGUGUUUUUAAGAGAAUAGGAGGUGAGUAAGGGUGUCUAAAGGCUUUCUUUUCUCCCCUUCUCUGCUUAGAUUCUAUUCUUCUCUCUUUUACACUAAAGUCUGUAGGGGUUGGAAUAGUAAUUUUUUUUUUUUUUCAAGGAACCCGGUCGAGCUAGACAGCUUGACGACGACGAGGUCGGUGGAAUCCUCAGGUGUGUGUGUGUGCUGAUUUCUAUCUCGUCCUUGUUCCCCUCUCUUUAUUUUCAUGGUUUUUUUUCCGAGAUUUUUUUAACGGACUCGAAAACUAAAAACGAAAACUCGUAGAGCUGCUGGAUGCUCGGCUCAGCAUGCGAGUGGAUUUCCCACGACUUGCCAAAGACUUGGCCGAAAUUGCCUUCUUUUUCUUCCUUGAUGGCGGCGAUCGAUAAAACUAAACUAAUAGAGACAAAUAGCUUGUCGCCCAUCAAAAAUAGGAAUACAAAGUUGUGUGACCUCAGAACUCUCGGGAAGAUGAUUUGUUUCAUUGCGACAUGUUUGAGGUUGACCUGUGCCAUUCAGGGACCGGAACCAAUGGACUCUUUUGCUACCUAAAAGAAACGGUGUCUUUAUACGGAUAUCAUUUCUUGCGCCAUUGGUAUGAGCCUUAUACGCUCUCUGUAAAUCCACUGACAAAUCCUCGUUUCACAGGUGUGUGGUGGUGCAUAUAGUGGCGGUGGUUUCUUCUUUCAUUUCUUCUUUUUUUGUUCUGUGGAAUGGGGGAGUCCCCUACUGAGUUGGCGCUUUGUUGAUCCCAGAAGCUGCUGUGUAUUGCUAUCAAAUAAACUUUGUGCUGGAGAAUAAAUAGAAUACAAGAGCUGCUGCGCCGGCCCAGGUGGUAGCGCUCUGUUCCUUCUUUUUUUUUUUUACACAGUGCUGUGUGCACUGCACCAUCGUCCAGCAUCACUUGUAGUGUAUUUAUAUACAAGGGGAUACCAUAUAGCGAUAAUGGCGUCCAUGGUUUUUUUCUUCUUCUUUUCAUUCUUAAAUGACAAUUUUUAUCGGUGAGGGAAGAAAGAGAGACCCCCCUACAAGAUGAGCCACAGCCGGAAGGAUGCGUUUUCAUUGUAACUGACAAUGACGACUUUUUCUUUUCAUUUGUGUUCUUCUUCUUUAAAUGCUGGGCAUUUUUUCUGGUUUCUUCUUCCCGUGUUUCAGCCCCUAUCCAUCGUUUCUUUUUUUUUCCUUUAUCGAAAUCCAUUCUUGCUAGUUUGUGUGUGUGUCUCCUCCUUUUGUCAGUGCACACUGAAUAUGAUGGCUAAGUGCCGAGUCAGCUUCUCCUUUUCUAUUUUUUUGGUACAUUUCAUAUCCACCCAUGAUGAAUGUCGUCCAAGAGGUUAGUAGAAUCGAAAGAAGAAGAAAAUGGACAAUUUUUUGGUCUUGGGGACGCUUUUUUUCCUCCCUAUUGAUAUACACUUCAACCAGCAACUGGAUCUGAUGGCCAUUUCUUUACAUUUAUUGUUAAACCGGAUCGAAUCCAUCUUUUAUGAUUUUUUUUUCCAGGAGGAAUGAAAAUUCCAGUUCUGUUUUUUUUUUUUUCUUCUUCUUCUGUCUCGUGUGUUUUGUCCAGCGUAUUGGGUGGUUUUUCCUUUUCUCGAUAAUUUUAUUCAUCCAAAGAACUUGUCACGAUCAACGCUCCAUUUCUAUUGAGGCGUUUUUGUACAUUCCAAUCGCGAUAAUAGACGGUUGCGCUAACAGGGCGAUUAUUUAGCAGCCGUUUAAUUGAUUCCCAUUUUUUUUCAUGGAAUAAUUCAAGUCGCAUUAUGCACGCAAAUGAGAAACGCACGCGCCGGAUUCUUUUCCUUCCAUUUCCUUUUGUGUAAACACGGGAGGGUAAAUCAACUGCUAGCACAGAUACACUCUUUUAAUGUGCCGUACAAUAACUGCGUGUUACAAAGCUGCGCCUCUUUUCUCCAAAAACAUGUUUUAUUCUUUCGGGACAUCCAGCGAUUACGGCCGGAUAUAUUUGUGUUGGUCCUCCACCUCUUGUCCGCGUGUUCUCAACUGCUGUUUUUCUCAACCGCGUCUCAGAAACAUUAUUCGUGUAUUACUUAUACAGAUGGUUCCUUAAAAAUAAGAAACGAUUUUCAAUUCUAUUCUUUUCGUUUUUUUUUUCUUCGUCGUCUCUUUUUAUGUGACCAGAGCGGUGGAUCCUUUGCUAUGCUAAUCAUUUUUCCUUUUUUUACUCUCUCUCUCUGUCCAAUUCUAUCUUGCGCAUGUUGUGUUUGGGCUGCCCUGUUACAAGCCCCGUGAGCGCAAUUUUCUUUACAGUUUCUUUUUUUUUCUUUUUCCGGCGGCCAUUCGGAGCGGCGACGGCCGCAGUGGAUGGAACGAAAAGGGAAAAAAAAAUAUUUCGGGUUUUUUUCGGUUUUUUUUUUUUUUGAAGAGCCGUGAGCCCGGUCGUGACAACACGCGCGUUUUUCCCCCCUAUUUUACGUGAAGUAAUGUUUUUAUUUUCUUCUCGGCCAAAGCAAGGCUGAAAGACAUUCGGUGAUCGGCUGAUGUGUGUGUGUGUGUUGUAACGGCGUGUAAUUUGAUGUUUUCGCCGGGUUUGCAAAGGCGAAAAGAGUGUGGAAGUGCGAGUCUGAAGAAAAGAUCCAAACGGUCGUAUAAGGAUAAAUAAGGAAACGUCUAGUAGGAGGAGUCUAUAGAAUGAGAGAAAUGCUGUCGGAUAUAUAUGUAUGUAUGUUGGCUUGUGUGUCGUGUGUAAAUCAUGGCUGUGUGUAACAUUGUGACCCGAUGCGUCGCAGCCAUUCAGGUGGGGGUAGAUGGAGAAUAAGGGACUCUUGAAGUGUCAUCUUGUGCCAGCUCCGGGGCUCACAGCAGCGACAUAAAAGUUGAAUAGGUUAGGCUGAUUGGGACCGAACACACCACCACCUCUUUAAGUGGAUGAAUAGAUACGUGGUAGAAGUAGGAGGAGGAGGAGGGAGAAUAGGGGUUAUAGUAGCCCUGGACAGGAGAGAGAACUGGACACUGAAAAGAAGAGACAGCACUUCCGGCCGUAAAUGAUGGUGUGUCCCUGUGUGUUGAAGAAAAGGGAACUCUAAAGGUGGAGAGGACCUUUCUCUCUUUUUUUUCCAUCUUUUAUUAUUAUUAUUAUUUCAGGUGAGGGGGUAGAAUGGAAGAAGAAGCUGAGGCGACAGGCUGUCUGUCAGGUGAACCGCUCCUUUUUUUCUCUGCCCUAUUCUUCGAAGCAUUCCAGGUAGUACACAAAUCCUGGAGAAACCCCCUCUUUUAUAGUGUGCAUAUACUCUCCCCUAUAUGCAGUCACACACAGAGACAUACUGAGGCAGUCGUACACCUUUUCUCAAUUGGAUUCCCAACACACACCCUAAAACGGGCUGGAGAAGACGAAGAAGCUUAUAGAACACAUACCAAGGGUCUCUCUCUCUCUCACUUGGUACCAUAUCCAUAAAGGUCGACUCAAUUCUGAAAUGAAAUAAAAAUUUGGAAAAAAAAAAACAGGAAUGUCCAGCGUUCAGUGAACAGGACUGGUGGAAAUUACCAGUCACUAGAUAGAGGUGUAGGUUGUGCGCAUUCCAAACGACAGGUUGACCUUUGUGACCUGCUAGGGAAUAGAAUCCAGCCCGUCAAAUUGAGCCAACAUAUAAACCGCCCAUUAGCUUAUUUUUUUAUCUUCUUCUUUUUUAAAAGAAAUUUUGUUUCUUAUUUCAAACGGAUUGUGUGUGUGCGUGUAGGUGGACACAUUCUAUCGCAGGGCGGCGACCGAGUCGAAGAAGUGAACCACAUCUCGCCAAGGAAUCUCGGGUUAUUAUAUCUGUAAAAGAACGCGCGCUCCGUUUGUGAUCCGUCCGUCUGAUGGGAUAUCGAUUAUGUGAAGGAAACCGAUCAUGUUAUUCUUUUUUUCUUUCUUUCUUUUUCCUCUCUUUUUAUUAUUAUAACCCAGAGCGCAGAGAAAAGAGCGAGAGACACCACGUGAAGUGGAGGAAAAGAUAAGAUCUGGAGAUGUGAUUGCGAUUGGACAGUGACAUCAUAUGCACGGUGUCGGUGUAUAACACGAACCUCCACCAUCGACACUGUGUGAGCUCUAAAGCGGCGCAGUUUCCCUCCCAUUUUCUUCCUUGUAAACUUGUACACUCGUCCCGGUGGUGGUAACACAUAAGAUAUGAGACUUCCCGAGGUGUUUCACGUGACAUUGCGCCCAACCCGAACAUACCGCCCGGACUAAUGGGAUACCCGCUGAGGGUCUCCUCGGGAUAAAAAAAAAAGAAGAGAAGAUGGAAAGAAGAGGAAUCAUUUGACAGCAUCUUGGGGGGUCAAAAGACAUGCGCGCGCUAGUCUCUUCUAGCCGGAGCUUUGAUGUGCGCAAAGAGCUUUUGAGAUUUUUUUUUAUAUUAUUUUUUUCUGACUUUGAAAUGAAUAGAGAAAAAAAAGAUGAGGAAACUGGAGAGUGAACAAGAUCCAAUGAGCUGAUGCAUUGUUUCUCGUUCUAUUAAGCUGUAGAUGAUGCUAUUAAGUUCAGGGCAGGGCACUUGCACCUUGUAAAUGCUGCGCAAAUCAAAAGCCAGCGCGUCAUUGUCAAUUGGACAAUAAAACAACAAAAAAAUUGUUGGAUGAAGAAGAACGGGCCGAAAGAAAAGCCUGUUCCACAAUUGAAUGUGUAUACAUUUCCCUCGGGAAAUGUCUAUAGAACACCCCAGGAAAAAAAAUCUUGUCGUUUUCUUUUUUCUAGUAUGAGAGAUGAAUUUCUUUUGGGGCUAUUGGAGAAAAAUGAAAGGCCACCUUCUCCCGUAGGCUUGAAUGCAUAGAGAGAGAAACAGUUGGUGGUAGCUUUGUGCUGCUAGUGUUCCCUCAUCCGGUUCCCUGCGUCUUGUUCUUUUCUCAUUUGGACGAUGGAUCGGCCGCUCUUCACUCACCUGAGAGAUCCGUCCCCGGAGAGAAAAGAAAGAGGACACAAGUGGAGGUCGUACGCGCCAAAGACACAAGGACGAAGACAAUGUCGCGUUCCACAAGAAUGAGAAGGUGUCAGGGCCGCCUGCCGAGUCAGCCCAAGCCACUUUGCCAAAAGGACUUUGGGGGGUUGGUUGUGUGGCAUUGUUUCCCAUCCAUGACACAUGCAGCCUCCCUCUUCUUCUUGCACACAUCCUCUCUCUAGACGUGGUGGUGAUCUCCCUUUGGCUUUAUUUCCCUGCUGCUACCACUACUUGGCCAUCGUCUUCUCUUUUCCCUUUUGUGAUGGCGCAUACACAACACCUGAUAGCCUCGGCAUUAAAAAAAAGACGUGCCCACCUCCCCCCACCUGUGUUUUUUCUUCUUCUCCUCCCCAAAGUCUUUUCUUUUCUCGUUUUUUUGUAUGUGUGCGCUAGGAUUCGUUUCAUAAAAGAAAAAAAAAUUGACUUUUUUUUGGGUUGACUCUAUUGAAAACGAUUCACUUUACUUACAGUUCGUUUGUGUCCGCGUGCCUUGUAAAAGAAAAAUGAAGAAAAGGGCCGGAUGUUGAAUAAUAGCUUUUGCAAGACACAAUAAACGCCAAUAAUGGGCUGCUGUGACGCUUCAGGUAGUUGAGGCAACAAACGUCACAUUGUCAAUCCCUCGACGGUCGGCCGGAAUGUCUAGGAAUGGCCUGCCGAUGAAAUAUGUGGAUGCGAUUUACCAUCGCUAUCGCUUUUGUGUUUACCUUGACGGUGCGCGUUGUUGUUUUCUGUGGGACCUACAUGAAAUUGUGGGCCGAAACAAUCAAAUCAGUCGGGGGAAAGGCCUGUUUUCUGCUUGUCAUUCAUCAAUUUUUCAAAAAAACAAUAUCAGCCGUCGGAGGUAUUACAUUGUGUGUACAAACACGACGUAAUCCGCGUUACGUUACGGCCUCCAACUUGUACCUGCAUGAAAAUAGGCGGACAGAAAGGAAUCACAAACAGACGGGGAUCCGAUCCGUCUAUGUAAAACACUGGGGAAAAGAACAACUUUGAUGUGAGCGGAGGAGGCGGAUUUUUCUAGCGUCUUGUAAGUUGUUUGAAUUCAUGUUUGUGUAAUGGGACGUGUGUCACGCCGAGGUUAAGUUAGAGGAAUAACGUUUCUCCGGCUUUUUUCUUCUUCUUCUUCUCCUCCUUUUUCUCUUGGAAUGAAGUGGAUCUGCACCCCUGCGUUACAUCCGCUUGCGCAUAAUUUUGAGUCGAACGCGCUAAAGUUUUCGUGUUCAAAUCACUCUAACAUUUUGUGAAGGAGACAAACUGUGCGAUCAGGAGAAGAAAAGACAAGAGUUUUUGUUUGAGUUGGCCGUUGGGUAAAGAAUAAGGAAAAAAAAAAUCUCCCGUCGCUAGCGCGUCCGAUCUCAAAGCUAAGAGGUGGUGAUCGAUGGACGAUUAAAUGGCCUUUUUUUUUCUCUUCUUCUUCUACGGGGGUUGUUUCUUUUUUCUUCUUAUUUUUUGUUUGGGGAAUGAGAGAAUAGAAAAUAUCCAUGAGAUGCGUGUAGUCUCGGUUGACUCCGUGGGCCGUGUGAUGUAGGAUCUGCAUAUUCACGCGACUGUCGUCGACGACGACGACGUCGGUUCCUUAGCGUGUCUGCCUUUUUUGCAUACGAAAUUUUUGGUUUAGAGCGCGAACGCGGGACUCCACUGCGCAGCGGUGAGUCGAGUUCCGGCCUCUUGUUUUGCUUUGGCGACGGGAUCCAUGGCUCAUGGAAGCCAAGGCAAAGAGAAAGACUCGAAUAGACGAAAAGAAGAAUGAGAAACAUUCCAAAGAAGAAGAAAAAAAAGAAUAUAGUAGUUUGGUCUCAAAAGUUUUAAGCGCGCCACCUACGGUGAAGCAGUUGACCGACGACUCUGCUCGGUUGGAGCAGAGAUACUCCCCCACACAAAUAGGAGGGAGGUCUGCUCUGCUGCGACCGUCAUCAUGGUAGACAUCCAAGUUUGUUUCAGAAAUUAUCGACAUUCACCGCUAAAGGGGCCGAGGUGCUAAUUAUUCACGGGGCGUCCCCGUAUACGAGAGGAUGGCGCUCUUUUAGGUGUCUUUUUCCCAGCAGCUCACGGGCCACUCUGGUAGAUGAGAACAUGUUGUAAGAGGAGAAACUGUUAAGAAAUUAAAGAGAGAGAGAAAGAAAGAAAAAAGGAAAACGAGGUUGAAGGGGGUCGUGAGAAGAACGACGAGAAUGCCGGGGCCUAUAGGAGGUUCAUUGGGCGUUCGACCAGAGCGCGCCAACUCUAAAAAAAUCUGCUGCACAAAACUUAUUGGGGGCCACCUCCCUCCAGUGAAAUACAUUCUUUCUGGUGUAGCUGAGGUCCCUCUUUUCUUUGCUGUAAUAACCGCCUCUCUCUCUCUCGUGCGUGUGGAAACCUUUUUUCUUCUUCUACUUCUUCUCUUGUAUAAGCCAGAGAGUGUAUAUCUCUCUCUCUCUCUCCUCUUAUAACUUGACAAUGCUUGUUUAUCCACCACCAACUAGUUCCCUUAUUUUUUCUAUUUUAUUUUACUUUUUACCUGACGUCAAUGACGCGUGUCAUUUUCUUGUUCUCUUUUUUUCUCCUCCUCUUUGCCUAUUCUCUCUCUUUUUUUUAUCUAUUCUGGUUUGAAAAUAAUAAAUAAAUAUUAACAAAUAAAAUAAAAGGGAAACGUCUGGUAUCUGCUCUGAGGUGACUUCAACGCCCGUGUUCCAUCAGAGCGGUCCUCUCUGUUUCUACGUCAAUCAAACAUGUAGAUUCAAAAAACGGCUUGACAGCUGAUUUGAAAGCUCUUUUCUCUCUCCGAUCUCUUGGCUUGUUCCAUCUCUCGUGCCCUUUUUUUUCCUUACUUCUCCUGCGUUAGAUUUCUUGGCUCUUUUGGUUUUAUGUCUAAUGUGAUGUGCAGCAACUAUGGAUGCGGUCGUGUACACUCAACUUGUUUGUUGGUGGGCCCCUUGUUUCUCAUACACACAACACUGACAAGAUCACUCUGCGAGAAAGAGAGAGAGACGGCCGGUGUCUGAUUGAUUGAAACGAUUCCAGUGUUCCACCAUCAACCGGUACAAAACUACAGACUGACGUUGGCUUCUUUUAUCUCUCUCUCUAAAGCGUCCAUGGCCAACAGCGAAGAUUGGCUCUUUUAUAAUCUUAUAGCCUUGGACUCGGACCAGCUUAUGCAUAUUGUUUCACAAUGAUGCUGUCAAUUGUCCGCCGCUUUUUCUUUUCUCCGUGUUUUUUUUUUUUUCAAUUCCCUUUGGAAUUAUUAAUCGAGUGACGGUUUUCCUUUCGACGUGUCAAAUUGUGCGCGUAAAGUUGACUAGCGUUGCUAGCAGUGUUUUGCUGGAAGAGAACCGAAAUGAAACUUUGUUGUUUCCUUUUUAUUAUUUCAAUAAAUUCUUAUUUUGCCGUGUUCAGUUGGACCUUUAUAUUCUUCCCUUUUGUCCCAGGGUGUCGCGCUGACUAAAAGGCCUAAUUGAUUGGGCAAUAUCCAUUUGACCGUUGGUUGAUUUGUUUCUCUUAGUCCUUUUGUUGAAUUCCCCAAUUUGUGUCCGUCUCUUUUAUUCCCUUUAUUUAUAACCGCCGUGUUGUAUAGGAGACGGAUUAGAUACGAAUGUUGUAUACAAGACUAUAGGUACGGGUGUAUAUUAGACACACGGUUUUUUGGAUGAGAUGAAAGGAAAAGGUCCUUUUUUUUGUCCGUUUAUGACCCGUCAUCUUAUUGAGUUUCACAUCACUUUUCGUCCAACACACGUAGCCACAUUGAGGUGGUAAGCAACUAUAGUGAUUUUUUUAGGUGUUGUUGUUGUCGUUGUCUGUCUUGUUGUUGAGAAGUUCUUUGGUAGUAGUUGUGGUGGUGUGUCCCCGGUACUAAAAGCCCACAGGGUCGGACAAAAGCCAUCACAAUAAGACCUCGUUUCUUUCUUCUAUUUUUUUCUUCUUCUUUCCUAUUUGGGUAUUGUGUGUUGUGUGCGGAAUGAACAUGUCAGGUCUUUCGCUCGAUUCCUCCUGGCUCUUUAGUUUUGUACCUUUUUUUUCCGCCUGGAUAUUUCUUCUACUUGGCCUCCUCCAUUUAGAUGUUGUAUCCGCAUCUCGUACCACUUGAUGUACGGCAGCCAAGUUCACGUGUGUGUUCCUUUCGUCUUGGUGUGUAUCUUGUCCAUCUAUCGAUAAAUGUUGGGCCUGCUGCUUCCGAGCUUCUCUUUUUUUUUCCAUGAGAUUCUUCCAUUCCAUUACCUUCAACUUCUGUUUUUUUUUCUUCUUCUAGUAGUACAACGGAUGAUGAGAUAAAGACAAAUGAAGAGUGACAACAAUGGAGUAUCUUCUCUCUUUUUGACGUUGUUAUUAUUUCGCUACUAAAUUUAUACAAGGAGACAGCGGAACAUUGACGAGAAUAAUAAAUUGAGAACCCCGAAUAAUGGCCACAUUAUUGCGUACCUAUCUUUUCUCUUUCAAAACAUAACCAAGUUGCGGGCGUGUACCCCCGAAAGUUUCUUGGCGAUUGCGGCACCUGAAGGAAACCCAUCGUUGCACCUCUUGUUUCGACCCUUCGGCCAUUGAAAAUUGUCAAGCUUUAUAUACAUGUCCUGCAUUCUCGCCAUCAUAAAGGAAAUAAGGGAACCCUUCAGAAACAAAAC